Molecule: messenger RNA, 1986 nt
Organism: Electrophorus electricus (electric eel)
Lineage: Eukaryota; Metazoa; Chordata; Actinopteri; Gymnotiformes; Gymnotidae
Gene: dennd2db
Product: DENN/MADD domain containing 2Db
Cellular component (GO): cytosol; nucleoplasm
Source: RefSeq, a predicted model, not a curated record
GGCAUCGGAGCCUGUAACCUCCAGCAGAUCCGACCCUCGCAGUGCUCUUCGACCGCUACAGCUGCCCCAGGGUGUUUGGUCAGGGUAGUUAGACGGGGACUGAGAGUCCAGAGACCGACCUAUCCCGGAGUUUGGGUUUUGUAAACUUACGAAGAACUCCUCAAACAUUGAUAUGUCAACUGAGGAUGAUGUUGCCCAUGGUCCAAUGAAGAAGCUCAGCUCUGUGUUGUCCUCCCUGCAGGAUAAACUCCACAAGAACAAGAACGAGAGAAAAGCAGUGUCCCCCCUGCUGGGCAGUGCAUCAGCAUCUCCUGUUGCCCAAGAGAGGAAUCAAGCUGGUAUGCAUUUCUUCUUCGAGUACCUGGUGGUGGUCAGUCUGAGGAAGAAGAUGGAGGAGGAAGGCUAUGAACCCCAUGUCAACUACCAGUUUCCCAAAGCCAUGAGCAGAACCCAGAAAGAGGAAGAGGAGAAGUGUCUCAAAGCCAUCACGCUCUUCUGUUUUCCAGAGGGGAUCAGCUGGGUUCCUCUUACAGAGUAUCGCAGUGAAACAUUUUCAUUCGUCCUGACAGAGAUCGACGGCACAAGAAGGAAUGGCUACUGCAGACGGCUGCUGCCACAUGGGAAGGGAGCACGUCCCCCGGAGGCCUAUUGCAUCAUCAGCAGAGUGGCUUGUUUUGGCCUCUUCUCCAAGAUCUUUGAUGAAGUGGAGAAGCGUGGUCAGAUCUCCAAAGCAAUGAUCUACCCCUUCAUGCAGAGCCUGAGGGAGGCACCGUUUCCUGCCCCAGGGAACACUGUCAGAAUCAAGAGCUUCAUCCCAGAGUCUGGGACAGAGAUCAUCAGCCUCACGAGGCCAUUGGACUCUUGGCUCGAGCACGUGGAUUUCCACACCCUGUUCCGCUGUCUGACGGAGGAGGAGGUGCUGCAGGUGUUUGCUGCUACUGUGCUGGAAAGACGAAUCCUCUUUAUUGCUGAAGAACUCAGCACUCUGUCCCAGGUGCUGCACGCUGUUGCUGCUCUGCUUUUCCCCUUUGUCUGGCAGCACACCUUUAUCUCCAUUGUGCCUCGUGUGCUCCUUGACGUCUAUCUGGCACCCACACCUUACCUUCUGGGCGCCCAGAGCAGCCUGCUCCACUUGCUCAAUGACCACAGCGAUUUGCUGAUCGUUGAUCUCGCAGGACAAACAGAAAGUAAAUUCAUCAGCAAGAUUGGCGAUGAGGACACUUUGAUCCCAGCUAACCUGCAGGAGGAGCUGCUGCGUGAGCUCUGCAAGCGCAAACACAAUGCCACCACAGAGGAGCUUAACCUGGUGGUCUCCGAAGCCUUCCUCACCUUUUUUGUGAAGACAGUGGGCCAUUUUGCCCAUCACAUUAAAAGACCUAACAAGAUGCUGGGAACAUUCCAGAAAAAGAGCUUCCUGAAAGCCGUGGAGCCCAAAAGCAGCCAGAAUUUCGUCAAACAGUUCAUACAGACACAGAUGUUUGAUCUAUUCAUUCAGGAAGAGGAGAAGCAGCCAAACCAUGAAGGGUUUUUUCAUAAGAAGAUAGCAGAAUAUCAGGAGAAGAGGAAAAAGGAGAAAUCAAAGAGUGGCUGGAUAAAGGGAGUUGUGGUGUGAUUGUGCGCGCAUGCAUGCACACGCAUGUUUAUUUGUAUUGAUGUUCUACUGUGGAUACUUUUAAAAACAACUGUCCUGUUUGUGGGUGUGUUGUCUUGUCUGGUUACUGUGUGUAUACUGAAUGAAGCAGUAUCUGCCAUUUUAAAAAAGAAGCAUUUAUUUGUCACAUCUUCAAUUACAUUUGGAAACAUGUUAUAAACUAAAAAAAAAAAAUGCUGGGGUUGGAAUAUGGUUAAUUUGUUAAUGGCAGAAUGCUAGUCCCCCAGACAGUGUUUGUUUUUUUGUGUUCUUAUGAGGCCUAUUUUUGAUGUUGCACAACUGACUGAAAAUACACUUUAAUUCUUAUAAUAGUAAUAAAACCAGAUGGUAACCGA